CUUGAUUGUGUUUCAUGGAUGAAUCUACGAAAUCAUGGUUAAGGUAUGAAAAUUGAAAGAAUAAACCAAUGGUUGAUACAAAAACAGGGGGAGAAGGAUCAUUUUUGGUUUGGACAUUGGGCACCUAAUUAAAUUAUUCAAAGGACACACAUGCUGCGAAUCAAAAAUGUAGAUUCCUGACAGUCUGCUGUUAGUUGUUCAUACAUUAAAAGGCCAGGAUCCAGUGUUUGAGCCCGACUCUGAGCCCUAAGAUGAGUUUCUGUAAAUUUGAAACAGAGUCCAAAUCAAUUAGCCCAAAAGGAAAAACCACUCAUCAUGGCAGGAGGUUUUUCUUUUUCUUGCAGCAACGAAAAAAGGUUAUUGGUGGCAAUGAUGGCAACAUCAAGAGUAUUUGGAAGGGGGAGGGGACUGAUAGCAGUGGUCAAGGCAUCUUCUGCUUCCUUUGCUUCUUCUUCUGCUUCAAAUACAAGUGGAGCGGGCCUUAUGCGGAUGAUGCCUGUCUCUCCACAGCUGGGCGAGUUCCUCGGAGCCUCCGAAUCUUCUCGCACCGAAGCCGCCAAGAAGAUCUGGGGUUACAUCAAGCUCCACAAACUCCAGAAUCCUGAAAACAAGAGGGAGAUUCUUUGUGAUGAGAAGUUGAAGAGGAUAUUCGCGGGGAAGGACAGUGUUGGAAUGUUUGAGAUCACCAAAUUGCUCUCCCCACAUUUCGUGAAAUCCCAUUGAUAUUUUGGCUUAGCCUUUUUGGAGCUUUAUGAUAACGAUGAUGAUGAUGCUGACUACUUUUUUUGUUA
Messenger RNA from Theobroma umbraticum, 791 nucleotides. Its product is annotated as upstream activation factor subunit UAF30-like. NCBI's taxonomy places the organism in Eukaryota, Viridiplantae, Streptophyta, Magnoliopsida, Malvales, Malvaceae. The record is from RefSeq and is a predicted model, not a curated record.